Messenger RNA from Vollenhovia emeryi, 4759 nucleotides. Its product is annotated as probable ATP-dependent RNA helicase spindle-E. Gene Ontology annotation, cellular component: intracellular anatomical structure. The transcript has 14 exons. The record is from RefSeq and is a predicted model, not a curated record. Bases 334 to 4527 code for a protein of 1397 amino acids. Lineage: Eukaryota; Metazoa; Arthropoda; Insecta; Hymenoptera; Formicidae. Gene Ontology annotation, molecular function: RNA binding; ATP binding.
UACUGUGGUUCCACCUUUCUUUUUACACCAUGCGUUUCCAGCCUAGAAAGUGAAUCAAAGUGAAUUCUGAUGCUAUUUGAAGAAGAGGAACAAGUAUGUGUGUAGUAUUUAUCGAAAUACAGAGUGUUGGGGUAUCAAUAAUAAAAGAAGUAAUAGUAGCAGCAAUAUUAGUAUCGCAAUGAAUAUAGAAUUUACUAGGUCUUCUCGGCCAGAUAAUAAUUAAAAUCAUUAUAUAUACUUAGUGAGAUCACUUGCAUAUCAAAACAGGUUCAGUUUAAUGUAUUUUUGUUAUAAUUUUACAGAUCAAGAACUGUGUGAGAUAAAGUUUUAACUAUGGAUUCUUCAAGCGAGAGAGGUAACCAUUUCACACCUACACAACUUAUUCAUGAAAAAAGUUAUGUGAAGGAUUACACAGAGGCAGAAGCUGAGGAAUAUCUAAGGUAUAUGAAUAUUAGAGAUGAGAAUAGAAAAGAGUCUACAUUAGAUGUAACAAUCCAUGGAUUAGAAGACAGUGAGCACAAACUCUAUAUGGUAGAUCUGGCUAAGGUCUAUCAAGAGUGCAAAUUCACUUACAAUCCGCACUCUAAUGAUCUGUCUGUUUUAUCCAUGAAGGAUAAGAUACUGCCUAUAAUUGAGACAAAUUCUGUAGUCAUUAUUCAAGGACCUACUGGCUGUGGAAAGACCACUCAGAUUCCGCAAUUUAUUCUCGAUACUAAUAUCAAGAAAAGACUUAACUGCAAUAUUAUAGUUACGCAACCAAGAAGAAUCGCUGCGAUAAGCGUCGCCAAAAGAGUGUGUCAUGAAGGAGGUUGGCGUCUUGGUAGCCUUGUGGGCUACCAAGUGGGUAUGCAAAAGGAAUUGUCACAUGAAACACGUCUGACUUAUUGCACCACCGAAAUUCUCCUCCAACACUUAAUUCGUGCUAAGCAUUUGUUGGACUAUACGCACAUUAUAUUGGAUGAAAUUCACGAGCGUGAUCAACAUUUGGAUUUUCUUUUACUAGUGGUUAAAAGAUUAUUACAAACCAAUUCUAGACAAGUUAAAAUUAUACUUAUGUCGGCAACAAUUAACGUAACAAAAUUUGCGAGAUACUUUUCUACAAAAGUUAACAAUCAUUUAAUUCCGGCGCCAAUUCUCAAGAUUCCUGAGACAAGACAUUUUGAGAUUCGCACGUAUUACUUGGAUGAGAUAAAAAAUAUAGGAAAUAUACCAACAGUAUCUGCCAUGGAACCAAGAGCUACUCAAAGCAUGAUGAACUUUUGCUCACUUAUCAUCAAUGCCCUAGAUAAAAUCGAUAUGAAUGAUAGCAAACAGGACUCCGAAUCACUUCAAAGACACACCGUUCUUGUAUUUUUACCAGGAAUCUAUGAAAUUGAGGAAUUAUUUAAUUACCUGUCGUCGGAUUUCCAUAAAGAUAAGUUAUGGGACUUGACAAUUUUGCAUUCAAUGGUUUCUGAUAAUGAACAACGUUACGUUUUCCAAAAACCACCGGAAGAUUAUAGACGUAUUAUACUCUCUACAAAUAUUGCCGAAAGCAGUAUUACAGUUCCAGAUGUAAAGUAUGUGAUAGACUUUUGUCUUGUAAAAUUGCUGAAAUAUGAUCCUGUAACUCAUUAUCAAACUUUACAACUUUGUUGGGCAAGUAAAACAAAUUGUAUUCAACGAGCUGGUCGCACAGGUCGUGUAAUGGAUGGCAGAGUGUACAGAUUAGUACCAAAAGCAUUUUAUGAUAAUAUCUUGGAAGACUACAGUAUGCCAGAAAUACUUCGCGCCCCACUCGCCAAUGUUGUUCUCCGCGCGAAAAUUCUUAAUAUUGAUGAGCCACGUAUCCUUCUUUCACAUUCUCUUGAUCCACCUACUCUCUCUAAUUUGGCACAUACCAUCUUAAGCUUAAAAGAAGUUGGGGCUUUAGUAGAUGAGAAUGAUUCUUAUCAACUGUUUGAUGGAAAAUUAACCGAUCUCGGCAUGGUAAUGGCGAAUCUUCCUCUCGACAUUCGAAUUUCGAAAUUAAUCAUGUUGGGCCAUGUUUUUGGUGUUUUACGAGACGCUAUCAUUUUGGGGGCCAGCAUGGCCGUUAAGAAUGUCUUUUGUUUGGAACAUUGUCAUCCUACCAUUUCCUCUUAUACGACUCGGAAAAAAUGGGCUCACGAUUCUAAUAGCGACUGCAUCGCAACCUUAUAUGUUUAUAAAAUGUGGCAAAAUGAAAGAGCUAGCCGUCGAUUGAAUACUUACCAAACCGAGAGACAAUGGGCCCAAAGAAAUGGAUUUGACACAAAAGCUUUGCAUGAAUUAGAUGUUUUGGUGAACGAGAUCACUGAAAGAUUGAAACGGAUGAACAUUAAAGAAAGUGUUGGAAUAAAUAAAGUCAUCUGGCAAGGUGCCGAUCGUGAUUUUGUGCUUCAAGUCGCCCUUGCUGGAGCUUUCUACCCCAAUUAUUUUCUCAAACGUUUGCAAAAUCAAGAGGUAUAUGAAGAAACUAUUAAAAAGACCUUUGGUAUUUUAGAUCCCAUGAAGACAGUUUGUUUAAGAGGUUGGCCAGUGACGCAACCUGGAUAUUUAUAUGCUAAGAAAUUUCAACAGAUUUUUUCCACACAUCUAAGAAUUCCAAAAACGCAAAUAGCUAUAUCUUUCGAUGGAUCGCAACGUGUUUACGUGCAAUUUCGUGAGGACACAGCCAUUGACAACAGUCUUCAAAAUGUAUCGGAGUUUGUUUAUCAGGCCAUCAAGAUGAGACAGUGUAAUAUACCGAUUGAAUUAAUGUUGUUAAAUGUAAAAGAAGCGAAUGAGAGGGUUAAACAUUAUGAUCAUCAUAAAUUCGAACGGAAUCUUUUCUUUCGUAGAAAUGUAAGCAAGAUACAGAACAAUGUUCCUCAAAUCAGACCAAAUUUGCCAGGACUUGAUAUAACUUUUAUACGUCUAUUUAUACAAAAUAUUAUCAGCCCUGGGUAUUUCUGGGCAAUUCUUGACGAUGACACCACUCGUAAUAAAUUACGUGUUAUACAAGAAACUCUCAACAAUCAACCUUUAGACAAAUUUUCCUUUUCUCCAAAAAUCUCAACCAUAGUCGCUGCCCCUAUGGAAGAAAAGAACUCUGUGGUUUACCAUCGUGCUAUAAUUAAGGAACAUGUCUCAGGAGUCGCAGAACUGAUUGACAUUUUCUUUAUUGAUCACGGUCGUUUUUCUAGAAUGCGACUUGGUGAUUUAAGAGAAAUUGAUAAUUAUACAAUCUUGAAAAUUCCACCUUUAGCAGUUUCUUGCAACUUGGCUUUUGUGCGACCUUCAAAUCAAAGUAAUCUUCACCAAUGGUCGGAAAGAUCGAAAAAUUAUUUUCUGACACAAAUCAAGGAAAACGAAAUGAUAUUUGGAAACAUUUAUUCGGUUGUUGAUAGUGUUAUUAACUUGGAAUUAAUUGUUGUUAAUGAAAAAGAAGAGAGAUUGAAUAUUAAUGAGGGUUUGAUUGAAAAAGGAUAUGCCGUGAGGAGGGAAGAAGGCUAUUUAUCGAAACAUAAUCAUGAAUUGAGGACAGAUAUUAAUAUCGUUAAUGCAAUGCCGAUAGAGGAGAAACAGUUUUACGAAGAAGAACAAUAUGACAAACGUCACUUGUUAGAAUAUCCUAAUGCACCUAGAGAAGAGGAUUGCAAUUUGAGCAUAAAACUCCAUGGUCCAUGUUCUCCCCUAGAAAUGGAGAUGACGCAGUUGACGUUUGGUGGAAAAUCGAAGAAAAUAUCUGUAGAAAUGAAUUCCGUCAAUUCUGUUCUUAUAGAUACCGAUCUCAAUCAAUCGAAACGCCUCUUGGUCGCACAGUGCGCCACUCAAAACAAUAAUAAUCAUAUAGUACUGAGAAAUACCACUCUCCUGCCAAAUAUCCCCGGACUUGCAACAUUGCUCCCGCUAAUUUUUGCGCCACGUGUGGAAUUGAGAUGCAAUUCUCGCAGAACUUAUUAUACUGGAGCUUUGUGUGGUUUGGGCCCAAUAGAUAAUUACACUAGUCGGGCUAUAUUUUUCGAUCAUGAUAUGGAAAUUCCAUUUGACGUAGAAAUUGCGAUGGAUGAUAUAAAAGAGGUAAAUAAAUUGCGCCACUGGAUAAAUAUCGGACUGCAACUAGAUAAUUUAAGAGACGAGGAUGUUAUAGCAUGUCAAAAUAAAGUCAGAUACAUUUUACUGAACUUGAUGGACAAACGAAGAAAAUUACGAAAUACAGAGGAUGACGAGAUCGAUCAUCUUAGUGAUAAGUGGAAUCGCUACAAGAGUUCACAUUUGUUGCCAUCCAUUCAAGAAUCUGCGAGAGAAUAUGUCGUAUAUCCGUUGCAUAAAGCAUUAGAUCUGCGCGAAGCAGAUGAACAGACGGAGGAAAUGUUGAAGCAUCUCGUGCAAUUGCAGCGUCUUGCCUACGAGGAUGCACAAAAAAUGGGAAACGUCGUUAUUUUUUGUAAAUUAUGCAAAAUAGAAAUGUUUGGUCUAUUGCAGCUACGUAGUCAUCUUCAUUCAGAACAACAUGCAAGAAGCGAGAAAUUUUUGCAGCGUUAACUACAUUAAAAUCAAAUGUGAUAUUCUAUUCUAUUUUGUUUGAUCCCCGAUUUAAUUUCAAUGGUAUGUAUAUACCAACAUAAGAAAAUAUUUUUAUUGUUUAUUUUUUUACUUACUUUUACAUUGUAUUACAAACAAUUAUACAGUGAACUUAUGUACAUGCAUACAGUAAGCAUAGAGACUUAGAGAGGGAUGCAGUUUUGGAAAACGAUAAUAAAAAAAUUUUAUUUUA